AGAGCUAAACCGAUAAUGGGUGAGCAUUUGCAAUGAGUUAAAACCGUUUUCUGGCAACAUUUGUAGCCAAUUCAUGAUCCCCAGAAAUUAAGAUAUAUCUACAUAUUCACCUUAGAUGUCGCCAAUAUUUGACGAUAGCUGUUGAAUCGGCCAGAAGGGGACGAACUCUUAAAAUUCCACCACGAAACUUUUUUGACAUUUGACGUUUUGUGUUUUCUAAGAUGGCGACGAAAAAAACGCGUCUUUUGUGAAUGUAAUCACAACAAAUUAAAAUUAACGCGAUUAAAUGUGAAAAAAAUUGCAUGCAAAUAGUGAAAAACCAUCCUUAAAAAAGUGCUAAACACUUUGUGUGUGAAAUAGUGUGCAAAAAUUAAGUGAAAAUGGCCACAAAUAUGUAUCGGGUUGGAGAUUAUGUCUAUGUCGAGACAAAUCAGAAUAGCCCAUUUUUAAUACGUCGCAUAGAAGAGUUAAAUAAAAAUCAAUCCGGGAAUGUGGAAGCGAAAGUUAUGUGCUUUUAUAGAAGGCGCGAUCUGCCGAAUCCACUGGUGCAACUGGCCGAUAAACAUCAGCUGGCGACCGCUGAAGAUUCUCCACUGGCUACGAAGCUGAAGAAAACAUGGCUUAGAACUCCAGUAGGCGAAGAGCAAGCCGCACAAGCAGUAUUAGACCCUUCGAUAGCAGCUUUGGAUGAGGGGCUUAAUAGUCCUAUACACCACGGCCCCGGUGGUGUUGGUGGGGCAAACUCGGAAAAAGGUGAAUCACUAACGGCCAAACAACGCUAUCAGAUCAAACAUCGUGAAUUGUUCUUGUCACGCCAAGUCGAGGCACUGCCCGCCACACAGAUACGUGGCAAAUGUUCGGUUACAUUACUGAACGAGACGGAGUCCCUGCAAAGCUAUCUCAGUAAAGACGAUACAUUCUUUUAUUGUUUGGUGUUCGAUCCUAACCAGAAGACGCUACUCGCCGACAAAGGCGAAAUUCGUGUAGGUAGUCGCUAUCAGAGCGAAAUACCUGCGAAGCUUAAAGAUGUUACGAGUGAUGAGCGUAAGUUAGAGGAUCUCGAAACAUUGGUAUGGACGCCACAGCAUAGCCUAAACGAUCGUAAAAUCGAUCAGUUUUUGGUGGUGUCGCGUUCGAUAGGGACAUUCGCACGCGCGCUAGACUGUAGCAGUUCGGUGAAACAGCCGUCGUUGCAUAUGUCGGCCGCAGCAGCCAGUCGUGACAUAACACUGUUUCAUGCCAUGGAUACGCUGCAUAAGCACAAAUACUCUAUUGAAGAGGCGAUGUGUUCGUUAGUUCCUUCCACUGGGCCAGUACUCUGCCGCGAUGAAAUUGAAGAUUGGAGUGCCUCGGAGGCGAAUUUAUUCGAAGAGGCUUUGGACAAAUAUGGCAAAGAUUUUAAUGACAUUCGACAAGACUUUCUUCCUUGGAAAACUCUGAAACAGAUAAUUGAAUACUAUUACAUGUGGAAGACGACCGACCGUUAUGUCCAACAGAAACGCGUGAAGGCCGUGGAGGCGGAGCUUAAACUGAAACAAGUGUACGUUCCGCAAUAUAAUCAAGUGAAUAAGAGCGGAAGUGGCAGUGUCUCAAUAAAAGGAGGUGCCAAUAUAUAUAACGGUACAACAAAUGGUGGUGCGGAUCUUUCCAACAAUGGCAAACCAUGUGAAUCUUGCUCAACUGUUAAAUCUUCACAGUGGUAUCCAUGGACUGGCAGUGGCCACGGUAACAGUCGUCUUUGUCAAAACUGUUUUGACUAUUGGAAAAAGUACGGUGGUUUGAAAAAUGCCGGCAAACACGAAAUCGAUCACGAACCCAAAAAGAAAGUAGCUCCAGUCGUUGUGGAAGUGAUUGAUACCGAGAAAGUGAGCGAUUUGUCUAAUCGCCAAAUGCACAAAUGCCCUAUGGUUAAUUGUGAUAAAGAAUUCAAAUUAAAAACUCAUUUAGCGCGUCACUUCGAUCAGACGCAUGGCAUCGCUCUUAUGUCGGGUUCGCCACGGCCCAUUAUGAAAACUCGCACCGCCUUCUAUCUGCACACGAACGCAAUGACGCGUCUGGCACGCGUUCUCUGUCGAAAUUACAUAAAACCCAAAAAGGCAGCGCGUCAAACAUCGUUUGCGAUUAAUACGCAGCUGGUGAAGCAAGAAUUUACGAAUCGAAUAAAUGACAAAACUGCAGCCGAUAUAAAGAAAAUUUUAUUGAUGAAAAGAAAAAAGCGAGAACGCGGCAGUGUUACUAAAAUCGCAAAUCGUUUGGGCUGCCCUGGCAUUGGACCGCAUGAAUGGUUAGUGUUGACACCAAAGGACAAAAUACCAAAACCCGAUGUGGUCUCAUUUCCCAAACCGCCAAAGGCCGCCGAUGGCAGUUUAUUGUAUGAUCGCGUGCCCAAUAAGGUUUUAGAGCUCGACAAGGAUUUAACCAUUAUACCAGCUCCAGCGCCGGUAGUUACAGCUCCAAUAGCUGCUGCAGUAUUACCUGCGGUAGUACCUGCAAUUUCGCCUGCGUCAGUGCCAGUUACAAAAGUGGCAACAAUCAAUGCGGGGACACCAGCACCCAAAGUGACAGCAGAGCGUUCAAGAACAGUUAAAGAUUUGCCUCCAGCUGCGGCAUCGAAUAGUAGCGGUGGAUCUGCAGCAGCGCGACGUACUGAUUGUUGGCGAAAGCGUGGUCGCGAUCGGAACGAGGAAGCUGCCGAUGGCAUGCUUUAUCCAGUAUAUCCGCCUACUAAGCGCCCUAAUAAAGAUCCCAUGCCUUCGCAUCGUCCAAGCAAUGAGCAAUUUGCUGCAAUGAUGGCUGCGGCGGGUCAUACCUUAACGAGACAUCAUCUAAAUGGCAAACCGAAGCUAGCACAAAUGGGACGCACCGGUAAUGGGCGUAAGCAGGUUAUAAGUUGGGUAGACGCACCAGAUGAUUAUUAUUUUAGAGCCACAGAUGGCAGCAAAAAAUGGCGCAAAACACUUUCACCUGCCGAUCUUCGACGAGUUGCACGCAAACCUUGGCGAGAACUACCAAUCAAAGCACAACAAAUUGCACAGAUGGCACAUGUUGUAGCGACACCAGCUGUGACGGUGAGCAGACAAAUCGAACCGCAAGUUGUAAUACUCGACUGACCGUCGUCAGUGGCAGCAAUAAAAACAAGCACAACAACAACUGGAGUAGUAACAACAACCGCAGUAACAGCUACUGAAACAGCCACAACAGUAACAACGUCAUUAAGCCGCAAUGAGAAAUUUCUGCAGCAGCAGCAGCAGCAACAGCAACAGCAGCAAAUACAAAAGCAACAGCUACAACUACAACAACAAAGCAAAACUACACCACCACAACGUACCCCACCUCCUUUUCCAUACACAAUGGAUGCGUUGCUGAAUUAAAUAUUUGUGUGAUUUAAGCUUCCAAUCAUACAUGGACCCUCCCCCUAUGCUAUAUCUAUAUAGAUCUAUGUGCGCGUGAGAAAAGGUAGAGCGGAACGGCCAACGUGUAGCUUUUGCACCAAUGUACGCUUGCGUAGGUUGUAUUGGUGAUAGCAUGUGUAUAUAAAGAGAAAGCAGUGGAAAUGAUCGACUAAUGAUCAGGCGAAAAUAGUCUGAUUGGUGAGAAAGUAGUUGGCAACGGCGACAAGAAAGUUAUGGACAACGAUACAGUUACAUACAUAUUUACAACAUUAAUAGUGUGUAAUUAAAACUAUAAAAUGAAAAUGCAAACACAAAAAACAAAAAUAUAUAUACAUAUAGAAAAUUAUCACAUAAGCUAAUUCAUCACAACAUAUAUAUUUAUGCAUGGCAUGCAUGUAUUGAAUAUGUGUUGAUAUGUUACAUAUGUCUAUACAGAAUGUGGCUAAACCUCAGUAUAAAAUUAAAACCGUAACUACACAACAGUUACAGUUAUAAAACUAUUUAGGAAAAAAAAAAAAAUUGUUCCAUCAAACUCUAAACAUUAUUUUGGCCGCAUUUGUUGAUUCCAACUUGAAAUAAUUUUAGUUAGUAUUCUAAUUGCCUAUGUUGUCAUUUGCCAUCUCAUAUUUUGCUGCGUAAAAUAGUCUGUCUUCUCAAACGUAUGCCUUUGAUUUACAUCUGCUUUUAGUUUAAGUUUAUAUUUCAUGAAGUAUAGAUUCUUUUACUAUUUUCAAUUUCACUCAUUUUGCUUAGUUCAAUAAGUGUUCAAUGUUAAUUUCAUGUUAUGCCAUAGGGCUUACUGUAUAACUGCAAUGUGAAACUACAAGUGUCACGAAUUGAUUUAUCGUUUUUUAAUUAAAAAGAUUUUGAAAGAAAUAUGAGGAAAUGCUGAAUUGUUUUCCACUGCUAAAACUUAUGUCAUAGAUAUAUAUGUACAAUUCGUCAAUUAUAAAAACAAAACAUAAAACUUUUUUUUAUUUUAUUUCAUAUACAUAAAUAUGUGUAAAAUUACCAUAUUUCCAACAAUUCGCAUCAAAUGUAUGUUAAGUAAAUAUUCUCAACAAUUUGCCUAUUAUCGUGUCCUGUCGUUUCGCACCACACACAGUGCUGCAUAAUUUUAACUGCUUUGAAUAUUUUGUUACAGACAGCUUUCAAGCUCUAAAUGUUGUGUACAUUUUCGUACGUAGCAGUAAAACAUGUUUUAACACAUCAUUAUUUUAAUUUCUAUGUUUUGUUUUGUGUUGUUUUGCCAUUCGGUAUUUGAAAUUGUAAUUACAUUUUGACUUUUUGCUUUUAUGUGCUUUUUGUGUUGUAAAACGCGCUGAACUGAAUGAAGUUAAUUUACAUGAACAUAACAUAGUAAUACACAGAGCCAAACCACAAAAAAAUAACUAAAAAUAACCUAUUUAUGACACUCCACUACACAACCUAACUAUGCGAUUGACCGAAAAUACGUACUUUAAGGCGAUUUAACCAAUUCAAUAUACUGCUUAACCAGAGGCGGUUAAAUGCCUUAAGCCUCAAAAUUGUUAAUUACACUUUUUGAAAACAAAAAAAAAAAUUAAAUUAAAGAUGUUGAAAAUUAUAAAAACAAAUCGCAUAAAAACUCAAACUUAACACAUAAAACGAGCAGAGUAAAAGAAAAAAAAAUUAUUUUUUUCCUCCACUAUAUCUCACAAGGUCGAGGCGUUUUUGUUUGCUUAGGCUUUAACACGAAAUUCAUAUUUGCAAAAGGCUUAAGUAGAAAAGAGCAUUUCAAAGAGCGGCAUUGCAAAUUUCAUUUAGAAUUUUAUACAACAAAAAUAAAAAA
Bactrocera oleae (olive fruit fly) is the source of this 5202-nucleotide messenger RNA. It is a transcript of the gene MTA1-like, whose product is annotated as metastasis associated 1-like. The record is from RefSeq and is a predicted model, not a curated record. NCBI's taxonomy places the organism in Eukaryota, Metazoa, Arthropoda, Insecta, Diptera, Tephritidae. Gene Ontology annotation, molecular function: chromatin binding; transcription coactivator activity; transcription corepressor activity. Gene Ontology annotation, cellular component: NuRD complex; nucleoplasm. Gene Ontology annotation, biological process: negative regulation of transcription by RNA polymerase II.